Sphenostylis stenocarpa is the source of this 1053-nucleotide messenger RNA. Lineage: Eukaryota; Viridiplantae; Streptophyta; Magnoliopsida; Fabales; Fabaceae. The record is from the annotation of a GenBank genome assembly.
AUGUUUAUACCUAGCGUUGUUUGGCGAUGGUUGAGAGAGAGAGUGAAAUUAAAGGAAAAGGCAGCGUCUGGAUUUCUCCUACAACCAAACCAACAAACCAACCUCCUAAUUCAAAGCGCUCUCUCGCGCGUUCCCGGAGACGCCGUCGUGUUGGCCCUGCCGGCGGCGCCUCCGCCUCUCCCCACGAUGGCCACCGACAAGGAGAAGUCCUUCGCGUUCUCGCUCCCCGUCAGCGUCGUCGUUUUGGCCAUCGGGUACAUUUACGUCUCCACUGUGUUCGUCUUCAUCGACCGCUGGCUCGGCCUCUUCUCCUCCCCGGGCAUCAUGAACGCCGCCGUCUUCACCGCGCUCGCCUUCGUCUGCGGCAUCACCUACCGCGCCGCCAUCUCCACGGAUCCGGGUCGCGUUCCCGCCACCUACAUGCCCGACGUCGAAGACGCCGAGAGUCCCAUCCACGAGAUCAAACGCAAGGGUGGAGAUUUGCGAUAUUGCCAAAAGUGUUCUCACUAUAAGCCUCCUCGUGCACAUCACUGCAGGGUUUGUAAAAGAUGUGUUCUACGAAUGGAUCAUCACUGCAUUUGGAUAAAUAACUGCGUGGGUCAUGCAAAUUAUAAAGUCUUCUUCAUUUUUGUCUUGUACGCUGUAAUUUGCUGCAUCUACUCCCUGGUCUUACUAGUGGGUAGUCUAGCAUAUGAUGGCAUACAGGAUGAAGAAAAAAUUGGAAGAAGCUCUUUCCGAACUGUAUAUGUUGUUUCUGGGCUGUUGCUGGUGCCCUUAUCCAUAGCAUUAUGUGUGCUUUUAGGGUGGCAUAUCUAUUUUGUCCUACAUAACAAGACCACAAUAGAGUAUCAUGAAGGAGUGAGAGCUUUAUGGCUUGCAGAUAAAGGUGGGAGUGUCUACAAACAUCCAUACGAUCUUGGACCAUAUGAGAAUUUGACAUCUGUUUUGGGACCGAAUAUUCUUAACUGGCUGUGGCCUUCUGCAAACCAUAUAGGUUCCGGACUGAAGUACCGCACCAUCUUUGAUCUCCAAAAAGGUUCAACAUCCAAAUGA